GGCGCAGUGAGGCUAUAGGGAUUGUUUUGUUGUAAGCGGAGCUGCACUAAACGGAUUUUCUAAGCAUGGCUACCAACGAAUAUUCACAGCCAGCCAGCCAGGGGUAUGGCACCUAUCCAUCUCAGCCAGCCCAGGGCUACUCCCAGCAGGGAAGUCAGUCCUACGGCCAGCAGCAGCAGCAGGGAUACAGUGGGUAUGGCCAGUCUGCUGGUGCUUCAUCCUACGGGCAGAGUGGAUACAGCUCCUCCUAUGGACAGGACCAGAGCUCUGGAUAUGGCUCCCAGUCAGCUCAAAGUUAUGGAAGCAGUAGCUAUGGCGGCUCUCAGACAUCACAGACCCCUUAUGCUGGUGGACAGCAGCCGGCACAGUCUACAUACUCUAGCUAUUCUCAGCAGCCUCCUUCCAGCAGUAACACCGGAAGCUACAGUGGAGGUUCCCAGUCCUCUUCCUAUCAACAGCAACAGGGUGGUGGCUACAGCCAGCAAUCCAGUGGGGGCUAUGGCAGCCAGCAGAGUAGCUAUGGGAGCCAGAAUCAGCCCAGCUAUGGCAGCCAACAGUCACAAAACAGCUACAGCAGUCAGCAACCCAGCUCUUACGGACAACAGUCUGGCUAUGGCAGUCAGCAGGGAGGCUAUGGACAGCAACAAUCACAGUAUGGAGGAGGAGCUGGAGGAUACAACCAGGAAUCCUCAUCCUCAAUCAGUGGUGGUGGUGGCGGCGGCUACGGUGGCUCUGACCAGGGAGGUUAUGGUGGCCAAGAUAGAGGCAGGGGACGUGGAGGAUUUGGUGGCCGUGGUGGUAGCGGUGGCUUUGACAGAGGUGGCCGUGGCAGCCGUGGAGGAAGAGGCGGCAUGGGCGGUGGUGACCGGGGAGGAUUCAGUAAAUUUGGUGGACCACGUGAAGGAGGCCCUCCCAGACAAGAUGACAUGGCAGAUGAGCAGCAAGACAACUCUGACAACAAUACAAUCUUUGUGCAAGGCCUUGGUGAGAAUGUGACUGUAGAGUCUGUGGCCGAUUACUUCAAGCAGAUCGGGAUCAUUAAGACAAACAAGAAAACUGGCCUGCCAAUGAUUAACUUGUACACUGAUCGGGAAACAGGAAAGCUUAAAGGAGAAGCUACAGUGUCCUUUGAUGACCCUCCUUCUGCUAAAGCAGCUAUUGAUUGGUUUGACGGCAAAGAAUUCUCAGGCAACCCAAUCAAAGUUUCCUUUGCCACCAGGAGGGCUGACUUCAGCAGCAGAGGAGGAGGUGUAAAUGGCAGAGGAAGGGGGCGCGGAGCUCCCAUGGGACGUGGUGGUGGUGGUGGUGGCAGCUUUGGGGGUCCUAGUGGAGGAAACGGUCGUGGGGGUGGAGGAUACCCAAGUGGUGGUGGAGGACAGCAGAGAGCUGGUGAUUGGAAGUGUCCUAACCCAACUUGUGAAAAUAUGAACUUCUCCUGGAGAAACGAGUGUAACCAGUGCAAGGCUCCCAAGCCUGAUGGACCCGGAGGGCCAGACGGUUCUCAUAUGGGUGGUGGUGGAGGAUUUGGUGAUGACCGAAGGGGUGGACGUGGAGGCUUUGAUCGUGGGGGUUUCAGGGGUAGAGGUGGUGAUAGGGGUGGAUUCCGAGGUGGCAGAGGGGGAGACCGUGGGGGUUUCGGACCAGGAAAAAUGGAUUCCAGGGGUGACAACAGACAAGACAGACGUGAGCGGCCCUACUAGCUGUGACCUGUGUUUUUGAUUUUUACAUUUUUAAUUUGUUUUGUUUUAUUUUAUAUCAUUCAGAAUGUGUCCUAUGGAUUCUUACUGAAUGUCAUUUUGUGUACACUUUGUAUUAUCCCACUGCGCCUGUGAAUUUUACCUGUCUUUGUAAAGUCCUCACCCAUUAAACUGAAUUUUGUUAAGGUUUUUUGUAGGAUGGUGUAAAUAAAAGUUCUAGUGAAUGUGCAAAGGGAAGCACACAAUAAGGUUCUUAUAAAGCAUGUUCACAACUGUUAGUGUUUAUGGAGAUCAGGUAGUAAUCAGUGUUAAAAAAAAAAAAAAAAUUAUUGCCCAGUCCUGGACAUUCAUUCAUGUAUGAUCAUUCUCUGUUAUUUUUGGACAUUACACAACAUCCCUUAAUUCACCAGUAUUGCAACUGCUGUGUGGUUGCAAGUCUUGUUCUACAUCUUGUUACUAAGCAAGUUUAGGCUUUUUUUUUUUUUUCCUGGUUAUGUGCAAAAACUGAACAAUUACCAUGGUAUUGGCACUGAUUCUUUCUAGCAGCUUACUUUCUGCCUCAUUUGUUUUUUACAAAGGUGGGGGGAUGGUUGUAGGUUGAAAUGGCAGGGUAUGUGUAGUUGUGCCUGCCCUAGUCUUAAGGAAUGUACAAAAUGAAUAGCAUCCGUUCAAAAUGGUAAGAACUAGUUACCAGUACAAUGCACAUUAACAUGAACUCUUCUGGAGCCUGCAGUGACACUUUCUAGAUGAAACCUUUGUAGAUAAUAAAGUGACAAUUCUCUAA
This is a messenger RNA of Bombina bombina (fire-bellied toad), 2481 nucleotides long. It is a transcript of the gene FUS, whose product is annotated as FUS RNA binding protein. Gene Ontology annotation, cellular component: nucleus. Gene Ontology annotation, molecular function: transcription coregulator activity; RNA binding. The coding region runs from base 66 to 1700 and encodes 544 amino acids. The transcript is spliced from 15 exons. Gene Ontology annotation, biological process: regulation of DNA-templated transcription. Lineage: Eukaryota; Metazoa; Chordata; Amphibia; Anura; Bombinatoridae. The record is from RefSeq and is a predicted model, not a curated record.